Molecule: messenger RNA, 360 nt
Organism: Rotaria sp. Silwood1
Lineage: Eukaryota; Metazoa; Rotifera; Eurotatoria; Philodinida; Philodinidae
Source: the annotation of a GenBank genome assembly
AUGAACGGACAAAUAACACGUUUAGGAGAAAAAUUUCGUGGUAGUAUCAUUAGAUAUGCAUUAAAGCCUGAUUCUGGUGUCUACAUACUUGGACAAUUAGGAACAGAAGCUAGUCUAAAUGUACUUGAGCUAGUUUGGUAUCAUCGGGCUCCUUUGGUUGCUUCAGAAGGUUGGCUAGUGUUAGAACCUAACUAUCGACGAUCAACAGGUUAUGGUGAUGAAUUUCUCAAUGAAAUUCGUUAUAGACCUUUAUCUCGACUAGGAAAAGAUAUUCUUUGCGGAGUUGAUCAAUUAAUUAAAGAUGGAAUUGUUGAUCCUCAAAGACUUGCUGUCGGUGGUAUAGUUAUGGUGAUUUUUUAA